AGAUAAAUGGAAUAGUGAUGGCUUGGGCUGGGCAGCUUCUGGGUGGUUACGGCGGCCUGGGGACCACGUAUCUGUGUGACCCGGAACAGGUUCUGGAAGCCUUGAAAAAAUUGAGGGUCUCUGAGGAAGACGAGCCACUGCUCAAGUUCACAAUCGCUACCCUCGAAAACCCGCAGCGACGCGACCUUGAGUAGUGAGGACGCGGAAACUAGCCUUGCAGGGUGGAAGUUCUGGAAUGGGGAAGUGUCAGGCGUGAAGAAGUCUCGAUAGCCCUCCUUCAGACAGUUGCGAUUUGUAUAAAUGUUGUUCGCAAAGCAGAGCGGCGUGCAGAACAGUUGGCGUACAUAAAUAGCCAUGCUUUU
This is a messenger RNA of Laccaria bicolor S238N-H82, 362 nucleotides long. RefSeq lists its product as uncharacterized. The record is from RefSeq and is a predicted model, not a curated record. Lineage: Eukaryota; Fungi; Basidiomycota; Agaricomycetes; Agaricales; Hydnangiaceae. The coding region runs from base 18 to 194 and encodes 58 amino acids. The transcript is spliced from 2 exons.